Phyllotreta striolata is the source of this 791-nucleotide messenger RNA. The record is from the annotation of a GenBank genome assembly. Lineage: Eukaryota; Metazoa; Arthropoda; Insecta; Coleoptera; Chrysomelidae.
AAUAAUGUCAGUUGUCAGUUGAUGUUUAUUUAUAUUGGAAAGAAGAAGUUGUUUAUUUUGACAAAUUUUGAAUUUUUGAUUAUGAUUUGUUAAAAAAGUUUUAUGGAAAAAGAAAAAGAAAUGUCGCAAUCCUACGCACUCGCUCCUCUAGCAGACCAAUAUAUGGUGGUCGAAGAAAUGGAAGACGAGCACGAUCAAUUAAAGGCAGAAAACACGGACGAUUCGAAUCACGACUACGACAAAUCAGGCGCUCCUCUUCGAGAACAGGACAGAUUCCUUCCCAUAGCAAACGUCGCUAAAAUAAUGAAAAAAGCCAUUCCCGAAACAGGAAAAGUCACUAACAAAAUCGCCAAAGACGCCAGAGAAUGCGUCCAAGAGUGCGUCUCCGAGUUCAUCAGUUUCAUCACGAGCGAGGCCAGCGAACGAUGCCAUUUGGAAAAAAGGAAAACCAUCAACGGAGAGGACAUUUUAGUCGCUAUGAACACAUUAGGCUUCGACAACUACAUAGAACCUUUGAAAAUAUAUUUACAAAAGUACCGAGAAGCCGCCAAAAGCGAUAGGAUUCCUCACGGAGACGAAGCUUUUGAAGAGAUGCCCGAAGAAUCAUUCAGUACGUCUGGGAAUAGCGCAGAAAAUGGUAAUACUGAAACUGUUUUGUACACCUACCAGGACAAUAGCACCAUUCAACAGUUUCAAUUAGGCUAACAAUAUUCCUGUUUUUUUUUAGUUUAGUUGUUUGAAUACAUUUUAUAAUUCGAAUUGUAUAGGUACUAAGUAGAAGUUUAUUCGUA